CCUCCACCUUCAACGGCACGAGCGUGUGCGGCGUGCUCGGCAGCGCGCCGCCCACCAUCCAGCUUCCAGAGGGGCUCGACCUCGCCACCCUCGGCUCGCUCGCGAAUGACCUGCUGCCGCCGGCCAGCCGCCGACUGUCCGAGCCGACGACGGCUUCGGCCGACGCCUCGUGCUGGCUGGCCGACGCCGUGCUCGAGACGUGCUGGUCGUCAGACGCGGGCAGCCUGCUCGAUGUGCUGCUAUCCACCUUUGGCUUGCCCUUUAGCGUGGCGACGAUCCGCGCCAACAUCACCGCGCUCAACGAGACGCUCGGCGAGGUGGACGUGACGCAGGGCUUCAACAUCUCUGAGGCGAGCGUUGUCGACGAGUUUGGGGACUAUCUCGCCGGCAAGGAGCCCGCCGACUUUGGGCUGCCCUGCCCCGCCGAGGGCCAGAGCGGCAACGACUACUGCGCCGAUGACAACACCUGCGGUGGUGCCGACGAAUGUUGGUGUGGCGGCUGCAAGCCGUGCAAUGGCAUCUUGUGCAACGGGGUGGAUCCCCGGCCGACCUGCGACUCCGUAUACACCGACAACGUCAUACCCGCAUACGGCAAGACGGCGAAGCAGAUGUGCGACGAAGUCAGAGCCACCAUCGACGACCUCCAGACCGAUGCCGCGGUCGUGUCGAGCGAGGUUGCCAUCCUCACCGAGACCUUCAACGCAGCCAGCUCCAACCUCAGGGCCCUCACCGGCUCGCUGGUCGCCGCGCUCGACGGCGCCGUCGACGACGCGCUGCUCCUCUCCGACUGCGCGUGGGUGAGCGCUGACGUCGACGCCGCCCUUGACUCGCUCGAGAGCCUCUCGGCGACGCUCUAUGUCGCGGGCGGCUUUGGCUUCCUCCUCUGCGCGGCGCUCCUCUUCCUGUACAUGCCCAGCGCCAUCGCCGUCCAGAUCGUGCACGGCGGCGUCGGCAAGCAGCCGGGCUGCCCGACCUUCUGCCGCUCCGUCGCCUGCUGCGGCGCCGGCCACGGGCGCGGUGCGUCGGUGCAGGACAUGGACAUGGACGGCACUAUGGUUGUCGACAUGGAUGGCGCGCCGCAAAAGUCGAGCCUGCGCGCGAGCAGUCAGCGGUUGUGACGAGCCCGCGCAGGCGGCAGAAACGUGACCCCCGCGCCGGGAGAGCGGGCGCGCCCUCUCGCAUGUUGACUAGGCGGCGUGGCCCUAGUGCCCGGCCGGAGCACCAGAUAUGGAGCUUCCCUUCUCUGGAGCCAGCGCAGGCUUGCGCGCUCGUGUGUGUUGCGGGCCGCACGUCUCUCGUCCGCAUCGUCGUAACCUACCUCAUGAGCUACCUUUACGAUGACCCCACAGCGAAGGCUGCGUGGCCAGACCCGUUCUCCGUUUUGAUUUUUGUGGGUUCUGAGGGCCGGAGUUUUUAA
Molecule: messenger RNA, 1417 nt
Organism: Emiliania huxleyi CCMP1516
Lineage: Eukaryota; Haptophyta; Isochrysidales; Noelaerhabdaceae
Exons: 2
Coding region: 609-1118 (169 amino acids)
Source: RefSeq, a predicted model, not a curated record